Molecule: messenger RNA, 1395 nt
Organism: Oryza brachyantha (malo sina)
Lineage: Eukaryota; Viridiplantae; Streptophyta; Magnoliopsida; Poales; Poaceae
Product: protein FAM9A-like
Exons: 2
Coding region: 382-1242 (286 amino acids)
Source: RefSeq, a predicted model, not a curated record
CAAUCUGCCAUACACAACAAUCAUACUUCUUCCAGAUGAAAAGGCCCAGAAUAAUUCGAGUAUGGAUUAGUUGUAACGGCUUUGCACAUUGCCAUCUAAAAAAAAACAAUCUUGCAAUCAUACACAUGCGUCGAGCUGUGUAGUAGUAUUGAGGUGUCCCGGGUCCUGUGCCCCGGCCAUGGCGUUUAAUUUGUCGGAGGCACAAAAAAAAACUAGUCCUUGCUUUGCAUUCCUCGAUGGCUGUACCAGCUCAAAGCGCAUUUGCAACUAUACAUAUAUGCACGCCUAGCUCCGUGAUUCCUCUCGGGCAAUUUCGUCUUCUUUCUCGCCGUCCUUCCCGGUGGUUGCUUUGCGGCGUUUUCUUGGGAGCGAAAGCAAGCAAUGGGAGCGUGCGCGACGAAGCCCGGCGAGCUCAAGGCGAAGGGUGGCGAGGCGCCGGCGCCGCUGGUCGUCGACGAAGCCAGCGUGGCGCCGUCGCCGCCGGCCGCUGUGAAGGAGGAGGAGGAUGUGAAGAAGGUCCAGGAAGCUCCGGCGGCGGCCGUCGUGGAGACCGAGCCGGCUGACGCCGUUCGCCGGAGGUCUCUCAGCGACCUGCUCAAGGAGGAUGCAGAGCGCGAUGGACCAGAGGCGGCUGCGUCUGCCGACGCAGACAAGAACGUGCACCAAGAGUCGCCGCCUGCUGCUGCUGCGGCUGCUGAUGAUGAUGGCGGUGAAGCUGGAGCAGCAGAGGAGCAUGCCACGGAUGAAGCCGCUCCGCCCGCGGAUGAGGAGACCUCGCCUGCUGCGGCUUCCGAGCAACCCGCAACCGGAGAAGAAGAAGAGACGGCGGCGGUAGCAGCAGCAGCAGAAGAGAAACCAGACGCUGGUCAGGAGGAAGGCGGCGGCGGAAACGUGGAAGCUUCUGCUGAGGCUGGAGCAGGGUCUGCAGAGGAGGAGCAACCCGCGGCGGUCGAGCCAGCGCCGACGUCCGAGCAACGCACAACCGGAGAAGAAGAAGAAGAAGAAGAAGAAGAAGAAGAAAAAGAAACUGAAACACGCCAAGAAGAGGAAGAGGAAGAGGAAGUAGAAGCAGCGGCGAAGCCAAGCGCUGGAGAAGAAACCGGCGGCGACGCGCAGGCGCAGGCAGCCGAAGAGGAGAAGCGCGUGGAUCCUGGCUCACUUCAGGUUGCCGCGGCACCAUCAGCCGGCGAGGAGGAGAGCAUGGCCGCCGCCGAUGCUUCAGCUCCGGCGGCUGAAACCUGACCUGCGCCCGCUCUGCGUCUGUGAAAGCAUAUUUGUUUGUUUGUUUGAUUUUUGUUUCCUUGCCGUGUUGUUUUUCUGAGAGAGAUAUCUGAAUUCAGUACAUUUUCGAUGGUCUGAGAUUGAAAUACCAUCAACUUUUUGCUUAAAAUACAU